AUGAGUAAGUCACAGGCCUACGACGAGAAGGCAAGCUAUGUCGACCAUGAAAUAGGGCAAGAUGCCAGUGUCGGUGAAGUUGUUGAAUAUCAUGCAUCUCCUGAAGAGGAGCGUCGACUGUUAUGGAAAUUGGAUCUUUUCAUGAUUCCAACAAUGGGAAUCUGUUACAUGCUUCAGUACAUGGAUAAACUGGCGCUUAGUCAAGCAACCCUUCUCAACCUCCGAUCAGACCUUGGCCUUGUUGGCCAACAAUAUACAUGGUGCUCUGCGAUUUUCUAUUUCGGCUACUUGGCCUGGAGUUGGCCAACGUCCUACUUGAUCGUGCGCCUUCCUCUGGGAAAGUACCUCGCUGUAUCAGUAUUCCUCUGGGGUGGAAUACUCAUGUGUCAUGCAGCCUGCCAGAACUUUGCAGGCUUGAUCACCGCUCGAUUCUUCCUUGGCGUUGGUGAAGCUGCUGUCGCACCAGGCUUUGGUCUCAUCACAGGAAUGUUCUACAAGAGAGAAGAGCAACCCGCUCGCCAGGGAGCAUGGUUCGUUGGUAACUGCAUUGCUAACAUCAUCGGCGGUGUGGUUGCAUAUGGCAUUGGAAACACCGCUUCAGAUCUCCAAAGCUGGCGUCUUUUGUUCCUCGUGCUUGGUGGAAUCACCUCUGGCUACGCCAUCGUUCUCUUUUUCGUCCUUCCCGACUCGCCCGCGAAAGCAUCCUUCCUCACCGAGACCGAACGCGUGAUCGCUGUGCAACGAACACUGAAGAACAAGACUGGCACUGCUGAGGCGACCGAGGUGUUCCAAUGGAACCAGGUCUGGGAGGCUGUGCAAGACCCGCAGGCAUGGUUCCUGGUACUUUACACCUUCUGUGUCAACCUCUGCAAUGGUGGACUCACCAGUUUCUCCGCCAUCAUCAUUGAAGGCUUCGGGUACUCCAGCUUCAAGUCCCUCUUGCUGCAGAUGCCCAUGGGUGCCUCGCAACUAGUGUUCCUGAUCAUCACCGCAGGAAUCGCCACAUACGUCAAAUCAUCGCGUAUCAUGGCCAUGAUUUUCAAUGUCAUUGUCGCUGUCAUUGGUAUAGUUCUGAUCUACACACUCAAUGACACCCACAAGAUCGCCAAACUGGUUGGUCUAGCCUUUGUUGCUGCUUUCGCGGUCAACAUUCCACUCAGUUUGAGUAUUGUCACCUCCAAUGUCGCCGGUGCGACAAAGCGGAGUACCAUCAGUGUUGCUAUCUUUGCCGCCUACUGCGUGGGCAACAUUGUCGGUCCUCAAUUCUUCUUCGCGUCGCAAGAGCCAAAAUACCAGAGCGGUAUUGAGGCUUCAUUGUGUGGAUUGGUGCUUGGCAUCUUCUUCCUAGGCUUGCUAUUUGUUUACUACACUUGGGAGAAUAGAAGACGGAACUCGCAAGAUGCAGGAGUAUCCGAGGGUGAUCUCCGCGAUAUCGUUGAAUCGCAGAACAACAAGACCGACAAGCAGAUACCCGGGUUCAGAUAUUCCCUAUGA
Messenger RNA from Penicillium pulvis, 1494 nucleotides. RefSeq lists its product as uncharacterized. Gene Ontology annotation, molecular function: allantoate transmembrane transporter activity; dipeptide transmembrane transporter activity. Gene Ontology annotation, cellular component: plasma membrane. Gene Ontology annotation, biological process: transmembrane transport; dipeptide transport; tripeptide transport. NCBI's taxonomy places the organism in Eukaryota, Fungi, Ascomycota, Eurotiomycetes, Eurotiales, Aspergillaceae. The record is from RefSeq and is a predicted model, not a curated record. The transcript has 7 exons. Bases 1 to 1494 code for a protein of 497 amino acids.